This is a messenger RNA of Salarias fasciatus (jewelled blenny), 810 nucleotides long. RefSeq names its product fibroblast growth factor 3-like. The transcript has 3 exons. Gene Ontology annotation, molecular function: growth factor activity. NCBI's taxonomy places the organism in Eukaryota, Metazoa, Chordata, Actinopteri, Blenniiformes, Blenniidae. Bases 79 to 810 code for a protein of 243 amino acids. The record is from RefSeq and is a predicted model, not a curated record.
CGCCGUUCAUGGGACCCCGCGGCAGGACCCCACUCCUCCGCUUUCUCCACACUGUCGGCUGGAACGCACGAUGCCACGAUGCAGCUGAUUGCUGCGCUCGUGCUGCUCAACCUGCUGGAUCUGGUUAGUCCGCGGGCCCGCUGCGCCCCGGACCGGGACCGGGACUGCGACCCCCGGCAGCGCAGGGACGCCGGUGGUCGCGGAGGAGUAUACGAACACCUCGGAGGAGCGCCGAGGCGCAGGAAGCUGUACUGCGCCACCAAAUACCACCUCCAGAUCCAUCCCAGCGGGAGGAUAGACGGAUCCCUGGAGGAGAACAAUCCGUUCAGCAUCAUGGAGAUCACGGCGGUGGACGUGGGCGUUGUGGCCAUCAAAGGUCUUUUCUCCGGACGAUAUCUUGCCAUGAACGAGAAAGGACGGCUGUACGCCUCGGAAACGUUCAACAGAGAGUGUGAGUUUGUGGAGCGGAUCCACGAGUUGGGCUACAACACGUACGCGUCGCGCCACCACUCCACAGAGCAGCCGCUGGCCCCGGGCAGCAGCGGCCGGCGGCGGGCCAGCGCCAAGCGCCAGUGGUACGUUUCUAUUAAUGGCAAAGGACGGCCACGGAGAGGCUUUAAAACUCGGAGCACGGACAAAGCCUCGCUCUUUCUACCUCGAGUGCUGGCCAACAAGGACCACGAGAUGGUGAGGAGGCUGAGGGACAGUCCGGGACCGCACCCCCACACCCACCAGGACCACCGUGGCGAAAGGCGGCGGCGGCGUCAUCGCACCAGAGAAAGACGCACCCGUGACCCCGCGGUCACAUGA